Nicotiana attenuata is the source of this 2090-nucleotide messenger RNA. RefSeq names its product actin-related protein 3. Gene Ontology annotation, cellular component: actin cortical patch; Arp2/3 protein complex. Gene Ontology annotation, molecular function: actin filament binding. The record is from RefSeq and is a predicted model, not a curated record. Lineage: Eukaryota; Viridiplantae; Streptophyta; Magnoliopsida; Solanales; Solanaceae. Bases 332 to 1618 code for a protein of 428 amino acids. The transcript has 9 exons. Gene Ontology annotation, biological process: Arp2/3 complex-mediated actin nucleation.
AACAUCUAUAUAUUACUCCUAAGAAGCCCCACCUGCCGUGGACGAAAGUAAAGCCAAGCAAACAACCGAUAAAGACUUGAAUUUGAUUUCUAAGAAAGGAAUCCAUAUUCAAUCCAGAAAAGGCAAUAUUGAAGAACGGCUGAUUCCCAUACGUUACUAGACGAUGAUCACUUUGAUGAAUUCCAAACUCUUUCUUCACCUUAUUCUAUGAAAAAAAUGGACGAAUUGAAACCUUUACGACCAUGAUCAUCCCCUUUAAACCCUUCUUUGGAUCUCAACUGCAGAUCCAUCACAGCACAUUCAACCUUUCGCAUUCCUUCUUGAAUUCAUUAUGGACCCUUCUACCUCUCGCCCAGCUGUAGUCAUUGACAAUGGAACCGGGUAUACAAAAAUGGGUUUUGCUGGAAAUGUUGAACCAUCUUUCAUACUGCCUACAGUUGUCGCUGUUAACGAAUCAUUUAUCAAUCAGCCUCGAGCUUUGACUAAGAGCAGCAACUUAGCUCAGUACAGUGCAGGAGUUAUGGCUGAUCUUGAUUUCUUUAUUGGGGAAGAGGCAGUGAGUAGAUCUAAAUCUAGUAGCACUUACAAUCUUAGCUAUCCUAUUAAACAUGGACAAGUUGAUAACUGGGAUGCAAUGGAGCGGUUCUGGCAGCAGUGCAUAUUCAAUUAUCUGCGCUGUGACCCUGAGGAUCACUAUUUUCUGUUGACUGAAAGCCCUAUGACUGCACCGGAGAACCGAGAAUAUACCGGUGAAAUUAUGUUUGAGACUUUCAAUGUUCCGGGACUUUAUAUAGCUGUGCAGCCGGUUCUUGCUCUGGCAGCUGGGUACACAGCAUCUAAGUGUGAGAUGACUGGAGUCGUAGUGGAUGUUGGAGAUGGUGCUACCCAUGUUGUACCUGUUGCUGAAGGUUAUGUUAUUGGGAGUAGCAUUAAGUCAAUCCCCGUUGCUGGGAAAGAUGUUACUCUUUUCAUUCAGCAGCUCAUGAAGGAAAGGGGAGAGCAUGUUCCAGCAGAGGAUUCUUUUGAAGUAGCACGAAAAGUGAAGGAAACGUAUUGCUAUACUUGUUCUGACAUUGUGAAGGAGUUUAAUAAGCAUGAUAAAGAGCCAGGGAAGUACAUCAAGCAAUGGAGAGGUACAAAACCAAAGACAGGAGCACCAUAUUCAUGUGAUGUUGGCUAUGAGCGAUUUCUUGGUCCUGAGGUUUUCUUCAAUCCUGAGAUCUAUAAUAGUGAUUUUACGACCCCUUUACCUGAUGUGAUUGACAAAUGUAUCCAGUCUGCACCAAUUGACACAAGAAGAGCUUUAUAUAAGAAUAUUGUUCUAUCCGGAGGAUCAACCAUGUUCAAAGACUUCCAUAGAAGAUUGCAGCGAGAUCUCAAGAAGAUUGUGGAUGACCGUGUUCAUGCAUCAGAUGCUCGGUUAGGUGGAAAUGUCAAAGCACAACCAGUUGAAGUGAAUGUUGUCAGCAAUCCUAUCCAGAGAUAUGCAGUUUGGUUUGGAGGUUCUGUACUAGCUUCAACUCCGGAAUUUUUUGCGGCUUGCCAUACAAAGGCAGAAUACGAGGAAUAUGGAGCUAGCAUAUGCCGCACAAACCCUGUAUUUAAGGGAAUGUAUUGAUAUUGAACCUAUCGCAACUGAUGAUUGUUGGCACUUAUUCUCAAGAUGUUCCCAUUCGACAAGCUCGAUCCUUCCAUCCUUGUGUUCAGCUCCAAGUUGAAAUCCUACAUCUGGGGGGCACCUUCAGUUAUGUUAACGGGUUGGAGGCUGUGUGGAAUAUACUGUGAUUGAUUGAGCUGUAACAGAAUGGUGUUCUUGUAUUUUUCUCCAUGAGCUGCACAUGUGGUCUGGCCCUGGGGGGAAAUUGCUGUUAUCGGCAGGAUUGGUUGGCACUUCCAUUUGGCAGAUGACUUCACAGAUUGGUUAGAAGACAUUUACUGAGCUGAAGGUUAUUUUCUCAGUGUUCAGCUCAAUCUAGGGAUUUACCAGUUUUAUUUUGUUAAGAAGCCAAGAUAAUAAGCUUCAAAGAAAUGGAGGUAGAUUUUUGUUUUUCAAUUAUAUUUAAAGGAUUGAUUAGAGGAUUGUAGAAUCA